AUGGGAACUGUGAGAUUUUACAUACUGCUGCUCCUGUUGUUGUUUGGGUCCAUCCACAGAGGGAUAUCUCAGGUUCCUGAGUGGAAUGGAGAGCUGGAAGGUGAGAUAGAAUCGAUUUCCCAGCCGAAUUUCAUAGAUGACACAUACUGGUCUGGGUCAGCCCCGCUUUGUUUAGGAGGUUGUAAAGCGCGGCACCGGGAGCUGAGGAGAGAUCACUGUGGAGACUCUAGCUGCUGCUGGCUCGGCUACAAAUCCUUGUGCAGAGUGAACUGUGGAAGGCCAGAUGUGGACUACAAUGGAGUAGUGUAUGGUAAUGACUGGUGGGUGGGAUCUGUGGUGAGGUACACCUGCCGCUCAGGAUUCAGGCUUAUUGGAAACUCUACCAGAUCAUGUCAGCCUAAUGGCCUCUGGACUCCAAAGCCUAUCUGCCUACGAAUGUGUAAGCAGGGGCAGAUUGAAAUCCGCGAGAGUGAACUGAGUGGGACAUGCAACUCCACCUGCGUGGGUAAGAGCUACUUCGGCCCACCCAAACGAGGCUGCACUCAGAUAGACAACUGCAGGAAGAAGGAGACCGGCUGGAAACGGUUCUUUGCACAAUGUGUCCCUUGCAUUUGUGACUGCGCUUUCUCGUGUGUGUCUGCAGGCUAAAACACAGAGAUGCUUACAGUGCAACAAGGCUGCAGACAAAGAGGAGACACAAACCGGCUGUAGACCAAAG
This is a messenger RNA of Neolamprologus brichardi, 718 nucleotides long. NCBI's taxonomy places the organism in Eukaryota, Metazoa, Chordata, Actinopteri, Cichliformes, Cichlidae. The record is from RefSeq and is a predicted model, not a curated record.